AUGGCAUAUAGUUGGCAAACAGAGCCAAACCGCAUUGAACCACAGGAAGGUGAAUAUGAUCACCAACAAUUUCACCAUGCAAACCAGCACCUUUCUUCCAGACAAGUCAGGUUGGGUUUUGAUCAGCUAGUGGAAGAGAUCAAUAAUAAAACUCUACUGUCUGAGAGUGAAACAUCUUUUGUGUCAGAUGCACCAAACUUGGGUUCAAAAUGGCAAUCUUUAUAUGGAACACACGCAAGACACUUCAAUGAAUUCACUUCUCAGAGCCCUGACCCCUCCCAGCUUCAGUUUGGGAAAACGUCAGCCAUUGGUUUUAAACCUGCUCUAUUAACGACCCAUCAGCUUGUUCAUGAGGGAGCCUCCUGGAGAAAUCCCACAGGAACAUAUCAUGGUGCUGAGGAUCCCAGAUUCAAUGCUCUAACUCCAUCAUCCACUGGGCUGGAUAAAUGUAACCCACAAGGACCAUCAGGAACCGAACAUUGUAACUAUUAUGUAGAACUUGAAGGCAACAUCCCUCGUCAUUAUUCAUCCUACUCAAUGGACUCCAUAUCCAAUAGAGAGAAAAGAGGAAGUGGAGAUGUGGACUUUGUAGAAUCUUCUCUGAAGUUCUCUAAAGACUCCUUUCUGCCCUGGGCAUUGGAGAAUGUGUCAAUGGCAAGCACAGAGCCAGUUGGUUGUCCCAUUGAAAUAGUUGAGGUACCCCAAGGGAGUAACGAGAACCUGGCCUCCUUCUGUAACAAAGUAAGAAAAAUAAGAGAAUUAUAUCCUGCAAGUGACAUUCAUUCCAAUUCUGGGAAGAUCUGGGCCAUCACCACGGCCUAUCCAUCUCGGCUCUUCACUGACACCAGGGUCAGAGUAAAAAUUUCCACUGAUAACUCAGCACAACUCCUUCUUCUUACUCCACAUGCUAAUUAUCUUGUCAAAGACCUAAUUGCUGAAAUUCUACAUUUAUGUGCAAAUAAGCAGCUUUCCCCCAAAGAGUAUCUUCUAAGUAUAUGCGGUUCUGAAGAAUUUUUACAGAUGGAUCAUUAUCUAGGGAGCCACAAAAUAUUUCAGAAAAAUAAAUCUGUCAUUCAACUUCAUCUUCAGAAAAACAGGGACACUCCAGGAAAAUUGUCCCGGAAGAGUGAAGAUGACCACAGUCAGUUUCAUCUGAACCAACUUUUAGAAUUUACUCAUAUUUGGAAAAUAUCCAGACAGUGCCUCUCCACAGUAAUGAAAAAAUACAACCUCCAUGUCGAACACCUGUUGAGAACCCAGGAAGAUGUGGAAGAGAAACAUUUGUCAUCCAUGUUCUCCAGUGAUGGACACAUUUCUCAGCCACAUGUGAAUAAUGUUAUUGAAGAAGUUAAAAACAUAUGCAGUGUUCUGGGUUGUAUUGAAACCAAACAAGUUUCAGAUGCAGUAAAAGAACUAAAUCUAGUUCUGCAGAGACCAUCACAGAAUUUUCCUCAGAAUUCAGAGACUUCAAAAAAAGGCUUCAUAGAGAAAGUGACAGCUGAACUAACAAGGUCCAUCUAUCACCUAAUUGAUGUGUAUUGCAGUAGCUUUUGUACAGAUUUCCAGCCUCUGCACAUACCUGGAAGUGUCUCCUGCAUCCACGCUGGGAUCCAGUCCCACCUGAGCUUCACGGUGUGUUCCCUGCACAAUGUUCCAGAGACUUGGGCACACAGCUACAAAGCAUUUUCGUUUUCCUGCUGGCUCACAUAUGCUGGGAAGAAGUUGUGCCAAGUAAAAAGCUGCAGAUCCCUGCCUGUCACAAAGUCAUUCUCUUUUCUGGUCAACUGGAAUGAAAUAAUCAAUUUUCCUCUUGAGAUAAAGUCACUUCCAAGAGAAUCCAUGCUCGUUAUAAAACUGUUCGGGGUCGACUCUGCCACCCACAGCACAAAUCUGCGGGCCUGGACCUGCCUUCCACUGUUUCCAAAAGAAAAGUCUAUGCUGGGGUCUAGGCUGUUCAGCAUGACAUUACAGAAUGAACCUCCUAUAGAAAUAAUAGCUCCAGGAGUAUGGGAUGGGAGCCUGCCUUCCCCACUGACCUUGCAGAUAGAUUUUCCAGCCGCCGGGUGGGAGUAUGUGAAACCCGAGUCUGAAGAGAACAGAACUGACCAUGAAGAGCCUCCAAGAGAGUGUUUAAAACACAUCGCCAGACUCUCCCAGAAGCAGUCUCCUUUGCUACUUUCUGAGGAAAAGAGGAGAUAUUUGUGGUUUUAUCGUUUCUACUGCACCAAUGAGAACUCCUUCCUCCCUCUGGUCUUGGGUAGCGCCCCUGGUUGGGAUGAAGGGACAGUUUCGGAAAUGCAUGCCAUCUUGAGAAGGUGGACGUUUUCACACCCGCUGGAAGCUCUUGGUCUUUUGACUUCCAGGUUUCCAGACCAAGACAUUCGUGAAGUCGCCGUUCAACAAUUAGACAACCUCUUGACUGAUGAGCUGCUGUGCUGCCUCCCACAGCUAGUUCAGGCUGUCAAGUUUGAGUGGAAUCUCAGAAGUCCCUUGGUGGAACUCCUGCUUCGUCGUUCCUUGCAAAGCAUCCGACUGACUCACCGUCUGUACUGGCUGCUGAGGGAUACACAAGGUGAAGUCUACUUUACAAGCUGGUAUCAGGAGCUGUUGGCUGCUCUCCAGUUCUGUGCAGGAGAAGCCCUGAAUGAAGAGCUUUCCAAGGAGCAGAAACUUGUCAAACUUCUGGGUGAUAUUGGAGAAAAAGUGAAGUCGGCCAGUGACCCUCAGAGAAAGGAUGUGCUAAAGAAAGAGAUUGGCAGUCUAGAAGAAUUCUUUAAAGAUAUUAAGACUUGCCAUCUUCCUCUGAACCCGGCCCUGUGCAUAAAAGGAAUUGAUCGGGAUGCCUGCUCAUAUUUCACAUCUAACACUUUGCCGUUGAAGAUUACAUUCAUCAAUGCUAAUCCAAUGGGCAAAAAUAUCAGUGUUAUUUUUAAGGCCGGGGAUGAUCUUCGGCAGGACAUGCUUGUUCUGCAGAUUAUUCAAGUGAUGGACAACGUUUGGCUGCAGGAGGGCCUCGAUAUGCAAAUGAUCAUUUAUGGAUGUCUAUCCACAGGAAAAGCCCAAGGAUUCAUAGAGAUGGUGCCUGAUGCUGUACCACUUGCUAAGAUCCAUCUGCACUCGGGGCUAAUGGGACCACUAAAAGAAAACACCAUCAAGAAGUGGUUCAGUCAGCACAACCACUUAAAGGAAGAUUAUGAGAAGGCCUUGAGGAACUUUUUUUACUCGUGUGCUGGCUGGUGUGUGGUGACAUUCAUCUUGGGAGUCUGUGACCGACAUAAUGACAAUAUCAUGCUGACAAAGUCAGGCCACAUGUUCCAUAUUGACUUUGGAAAAUUCUUGGGUCACGCACAAACAUUUGGCGGUAUAAAAAGGGACCGAGCCCCUUUCAUUUUUACUUCAGAGAUGGAGUACUUUAUUACUGAGGGUGGAAAAAACACGCAGCAUUUUCAAGACUUCGUGGAGCUUUGCUGCAGAGCUUAUAACAUUGUCAGGAAACACAGCCAGCUGAUCCUGAGCCUUCUAGAAAUGAUGCUGCACGCAGGACUGCCUGAGCUAAGGGGAAUCGAAGACCUGAAAUAUGUACAUAACAAUCUCCGCCCACAAGACACAGACCUGGAAGCCACAAGUCAUUUUACCAAGAAGAUAAAGGAAAGUCUGGAGUGCUUCCCAGUUAAAUUGAAUAACCUGAUCCACAUACUUGCACAGAUGCCAGCCCUAAGCUUUGCCAAACCAGCCCCUCAGACUCUUCUCCAGGAAUCCUGCAUCCUGAAUAAAACCAGGACAAUUCAGAGAGUCACAAUUUUAGGGUUCAGCAAGACACACAGAAACCUGUACCUGAUCGAGGUGACAUGCAGCGACAACAGGAAAAGCCUGACCAAAAAGUCCUUCGAGCAGUUUUACAGACUUCACAGCCAAAUUCAGAAGCAGUUCUCCUCGUUGACUCUCCCAGAGUUUCCACACUGGUGGCAUCUCCCUUUCACAGACUCGGAUCAUAAAAGAAUCAGAGAUCUGAGUCACUACGUGGAACAGGUGCUGCAUGGCUCUUAUGAAGUCGCAAAUAGUGAUUAUGUACUUAGCUUUUUUCUCUCAGAACAUAUACAAGCAACACUUGAAGACUCUCCAUUUGUAGACCCAGGUGAGAAUUCUCCAGACAAGAACCCCAAGGUGCAGUUACUGAUGACAUAUGAGGACUCGAAGCUCACCAUCCUAGUGAAACACUUGAAAAACAUCCAUCUCCCAGAUGGCUCUGCGCCCAGUGCACAUGUUGAAAUUUAUCUCCUACCACAUCCCAGUGAAGUUCGGAAGAAGAAAACAAAGUGUGUUCCAAAAUGCACUGACCCGACUUACAAUGAAAUUGUGGUAUAUGAUGAAGUCUCGGGGCUCCAGGGCCACGUUUUAAUGCUCAUCGUGAAGAGCAAAACUGUAUUUGUGGGAGCAGUUAACAUCCAACUCUGCAGUGUUCCCCUCAAUGAAGAAAAGUGGUACCCAUUAGGAAACAGUAUCAUCUGA
Arvicanthis niloticus (Nile rat) is the source of this 4509-nucleotide messenger RNA. It is a transcript of the gene Pik3c2g, whose product is annotated as phosphatidylinositol-4-phosphate 3-kinase catalytic subunit type 2 gamma. Gene Ontology annotation, molecular function: phosphatidylinositol binding; 1-phosphatidylinositol-3-kinase activity; 1-phosphatidylinositol-4-phosphate 3-kinase activity. The record is from RefSeq and is a predicted model, not a curated record. Gene Ontology annotation, cellular component: plasma membrane; cytoplasm; phosphatidylinositol 3-kinase complex. Gene Ontology annotation, biological process: phosphatidylinositol 3-kinase/protein kinase B signal transduction; phosphatidylinositol-3-phosphate biosynthetic process; cell migration. Lineage: Eukaryota; Metazoa; Chordata; Mammalia; Rodentia; Muridae.